AUAAAUACAUAAGAACCUCCCCUUCCCGAACCUUACGAAAAAAUUAUACAAAGGCAUCACCUCUGUCUUUCUCUCCAACCUCCAGUCUCAGUCAUCUCUAUCUCUCUCUCCCUCACAAUUUUGCUUUAGAAGCACAGCUCCUGAUGCCAUAAUAAAAGCCUUGAUUCAUAGAACCCACCUCUGUCCGUGCAAGUGCUUUUCUUGGGUCAUCCUCAUCUCUAUGACGCAAAGGUUCCUUCUAUAACAGUUAUGGCAGCAAUGACCACUACUCUUCAGAUAACAAAGAAAGCUAUAAGACUUUGAGUAGGACAGUUCUCACUAAUAAAAGAAAGAGAAAGACAGCUAGCAGAGGCAUUCAGGACAAAAGGCUGAGUUUCUUUAAACACUUCUAAUGGGCAGGGAAGAGAGUUGGAGCUCAUCAUCGUCGUCGUCAGUGCAAUCUCCAAUGGUGACGCCUCUGAAUUUAGAAAGAGAAGAUCAGCACUGGAGGCAUUUUAAUAAUUCAGUUAAUGCUGUGUCCUUUGGGUUUGUCGCUACGGCUAUUCUUAUCUCAAUGUUUCUUGUCAUGGCCAUUUUUGAAAGGUUUCUCAGGCCAAGAUCAUCCUCUCCUGCUACUGCUGGAGCUUCUACUCGCACUGAUCUUGAAGCACCUGUGGUUUUCCAUUCCAAGCUCCACUACCCAUCUCCAAAAAUGACAGUGUAUGCAAAAGGGGUAUCAGUGUUGAUGCCAGGGGAGGAUAUUCCUACAUUCCUUGCACACCCAGCUCCUUCACCUUGCCCUCCUGAGCCCAUCAUAAAGCCCUUUCAUCAAAGCAGGCCUUGCUUCAGUUUCGCCUCACCCUCAACUUCAAGCUAACAUCAAAGACACAGAAAUAAGACAACUAACCAGUCUCAAAUUAUAGCCUGGGCACAGCCUGCUGGUGAAUAUUUGAUUCAACAAAAGAUGGCAUUGCUUUUCUCAAACACACAUGUGCUGUACAUAAUCAACCAAGCUUAUUGUUGCUCCAAAGUUUUCAUUGAUUCCUCUGAAAUUGAUGUAAAAUGCAAUCCCCAUUGUUUCAAAUGCAAUAUUACACACUUGUUGCCUCUAUGAAUGUAUUGAUAAUGAGAUUGUUGCAUUCCACUUUGUUGCUUUAA
Molecule: messenger RNA, 1137 nt
Organism: Ricinus communis (castor bean)
Lineage: Eukaryota; Viridiplantae; Streptophyta; Magnoliopsida; Malpighiales; Euphorbiaceae
Exons: 2
Coding region: 392-856 (154 amino acids)
Source: RefSeq, a predicted model, not a curated record